CAGAUGGCCUGGGAGGUGGCCCCCUCAAGGAUGACCGUGUUAGCACCAUGGGAUCCCAACGACAAGGCUAAAGCGGGACCCCGGCUGGUGUGGGGGCCCAGCUGUGCACCUGGCACCUCCUUCUCAGGCCGGACCUUGUGUCAUCCCUCAUUGUGGCCACUGUAUGAGGCAGCCUCAGGCCGGGACCUCAGGUCCCUGGCCCCUGCAAUAGGACAUCAGAAUGGAGAGCAUGAGCCCAAGGAUGCAGGGUUCCCAGUGAUGUGCUGUGAAGAUGUCUUUGUUUCAGACCCUCUGCUGCCAUGUGGGCAGCGUAUUCCCCUGUAUCUGUCUGAGGCCUCUCAACAGGUGAUGGGCUCUCUGAAGCUGCUGCUCCCACCUCCUAUCAUGUCUCCCUGGGUCCUCCGCACCCCAUCCCCUCGCUGCCCUACUGCCUGGCUCAGUGGGCCUGAGCUCAUCGCCCUGACUGGCCUCCUGCAGAUGAGCCAGGGGCCUCCUAGACCUGUGGCUUUGGAGGCUCCCACACCCCCUGCUGGCCCCCCAGACCCUGUAUCUGGUCACCCAGACCCCAGUGGUGGCCCCAGCUGUUCUCACUGCACUGACCCAUCUGCCCCUCAAACUCCAGACACACAUUGA
Puma concolor (puma) is the source of this 633-nucleotide messenger RNA. NCBI's taxonomy places the organism in Eukaryota, Metazoa, Chordata, Mammalia, Carnivora, Felidae. The record is from RefSeq and is a predicted model, not a curated record.